CUCUUCCCGCCUCUCUCGUAAAACCUUCGAGAACUCUCUCUCGCUCUUCCUCCCUCUCGCGCUCCCGGAGCUCCGCUGCCUGACCGGAAAUGCCGCCGAAAGCCUCGAAAUCGAAGGAAACGCCGGCGGAGAGCCCGAUCCUCGGCCGGUUCUCGUCUCAUCUCAAGAUUGGAAUCGUUGGAUUACCAAAUGUUGGCAAAUCAACGCUCUUUAAUGUCCUCACAAAAUUAGCUAUACCGGCACAGAGUUUCCCCUUUUGCACCAUUGAGCCAAAUGAGGCCCGACUGAAUAUCCCAGAUGAGCGGUUUGAAUGGCUUUGCAAUUUGUUCAAACCAAAAAGUGAGGUCCCAGCUUUCCUAGAAAUCCAUGAUAUAGCUGGGCUAGUCAGAGGUGCUCAUCAAGGUCUAGGCUUGGGCAAUAGUUUUCUUUCCCACAUCCGUGCAGUCGAUGUGAUUUUUCAUGUUCUUCGUGCCUUUGAAGAUCCUGAUAUUAUACAUGUUGAUGACUCGGUUGAUCCUGUGAGGGACCUAGAGGUUACUAGUGCCGAAUUACGAUUAAAGGUGAGUUCAUUUAAGUAUGGCCCAUACCGUCUACUGUACUUUCCCGUAAAUUAUGCUGUUCUUGAGGAUUGGAUUUUUGCUAUGGGCAUGAUGUCGUUUGGCCUUCCUGGUUCCUGCAACCAUAAUGAUGCUUGUAUAGUAAGUUGGGAGGAGAGGAUCUUGCUUCAAAAUAAUUUCAUUGGAGUGGUGACCCCUAUAGAAAAGUCAUUUACGAGGCAUGAUAUUCAAUAUCUAACAUAGCAUGAUUGAAGAAAA
Molecule: messenger RNA, 815 nt
Organism: Syzygium oleosum
Lineage: Eukaryota; Viridiplantae; Streptophyta; Magnoliopsida; Myrtales; Myrtaceae
Product: obg-like ATPase 1
Exons: 4
Coding region: 90-800 (236 amino acids)
Cellular component (GO): cytoplasm
Molecular function (GO): ATP hydrolysis activity; GTP binding
Source: RefSeq, a predicted model, not a curated record